AUGGAGGCGCCCGCCAGCGCGCAGACCCCGCACCCGCACGAGCCCAUCAGCUUCGGCAUCGACCAGAUCCUCAACAGCCCGGACCAGGACAGCGCACCAGCCCCGCGGGGCCCCGACGGCGCCAGCUACCUGGGAGGGCCCCCCGGGGGCCGUCCGGGCGCCACAUACCCGUCUCUACCCGCCUCCUUUGCCGGCCUGGGCGCGCCCUUCGAGGACCCGGGAUCUUACAGUGUCAACCUGAGCCUGGCGCCCGCCGGCGUGAUCCGAGUGCCAGCGCACAGGCCGCUGCCCGGGGCUGUGCCACCGCCUCUGCCUAGCGCGCUGCCCGCCAUGCCCUCCGUGCCCACGGUCUCCAGCCUGGGCGGCCUCAAUUUCCCCUGGAUGGAGAGCAGCCGCCGCUUCGUGAAAGACCGCUUCACAGCGGCGGCGGCCCUCACGCCCUUCACCGUGACCCGGCGCAUCGGCCACCCCUACCAGAACAGGACGCCGCCCAAGCGAAAGAAGCCGCGCACGUCCUUUUCUCGGGUGCAGAUCUGCGAGCUGGAAAAGCGCUUCCACCGCCAGAAGUACCUGGCCUCGGCCGAGAGGGCGGCGCUCGCAAAGUCCCUCAAAAUGACGGACGCGCAGGUCAAGACCUGGUUCCAAAACCGGAGGACCAAGUGGCGGCGGCAGACGGCGGAGGAGCGGGAGGCGGAGCGGCAGCAGGCGAGCCGGCUCAUGCUGCAGCUGCAACACGACGCCUUCCAAAAGAGCCUCAACGACUCCAUCCAGCCCGACCCUCUCUGUCUGCACAACUCGUCGCUCUUUGCUCUGCAGAAUCUGCAGCCCUGGGAGGAGGACAGCUCCAAGGUCCCCGCCGUCACCUCUCUGGUGUGA
Messenger RNA from Zalophus californianus (California sea lion), 876 nucleotides. It is a transcript of the gene TLX3, whose product is annotated as T cell leukemia homeobox 3. Lineage: Eukaryota; Metazoa; Chordata; Mammalia; Carnivora; Otariidae. Gene Ontology annotation, biological process: regulation of transcription by RNA polymerase II; animal organ development. The record is from RefSeq and is a predicted model, not a curated record. Gene Ontology annotation, cellular component: nucleus. The transcript is spliced from 3 exons. Bases 1 to 876 code for a protein of 291 amino acids. Gene Ontology annotation, molecular function: RNA polymerase II cis-regulatory region sequence-specific DNA binding; DNA-binding transcription factor activity, RNA polymerase II-specific.